GUCCAGAUGCUGAGAGGUUUUAUCAACCAGCGACUAACUGCGGCUGCUGAAGAGAUAUUUGGGCUGUUUGAAAGAACGAUAUCAGAGUACGAGGAGGAACUCUGUCGUUCCAAAGAGGAGAACCAGAGACACAGGAAACUACUGGACGCUGUUUUCCAGCCUGAAGUCCGGUUACACAGAGCAGCAAUGUUCAGACAAUAUGUAUGAAAACAAACGCAGAAGUCCAGCAGCCGUUGGUAAGUAAAGAAGAGGUUCCCCCUGAGCAGCAGCAGUGGAGCCCCAGGCUGGACCAGGAGGACCCACCAGAGCCGCCACUCUUUACAGAAACUGAUGGAGAGGACUCUGGGGGACCAGAACCAGCCCGGAACUUUAAUUCAGAUAGUAAUUUACAACCAGUUAUUCAUGACAAGACCUCACUCUCCUCUGAACGUGAGAAUAAUGAGUGUUGUGAUUGGGAGGAGAAUUGGGAGGAACCUCUGCAGAAACAUAAGGGAACCCAAACAUUAGUUAGUUGCUCAGUGCUGUUUAGUAAAGAAGAGGUUCCCCCUGAGCAGCAGCAGUGGAGCCCCAGGCUGGACCAGGAGGACCCACCAGAGCCGCCACAUAUUAAAGAGGAACAGGAGGAGCUCUGGAGCAGUCAGGAGGGAGAGCAGCUUCCAGGACUGGAGGAGGCUGAUAUCACCAAGUUCCCAUUCACUCCUGUCCCUGUGAAGAGUGAAGAAAAUUAUGAAGAGAAACCUCAGUCCUCACAGCUUCAUCAAAACCAGACUGAAGAGAACAGAGGUGCAGAGCAUUUGAAAACAGAAACUGAUGGAGAGGACUGUGGAGCACAAGAACCAGCCAGGAACUUUAACCCAGAUAGUCUUUUACAACCAGCUACUCAUGAAACUAAAGACAUCAGUGAUUGGGAGGAGAAUUUGGAGGAACAUUUGCCAAAACGCAAUGGAAUUCAAACAGUACUGAAAGCAUUUAGUUGCUCAGUUUGUAAAAAAACAUUUCAAUGGAGAGCUGAUGCUGUGAGGCACAUGAGAGUCCACACAGGGGAGAAACCAUUUAGUUGCUCAGUUUGUGGAAACAGAUUUGCACGAAAGGAUCGCCUGAGACAACACUUGACUGUCCACACAGGGGAGAGACCGUUUAGAUGCAAUAUUUGUGGUAAAACAUUCACUCGGCUCUAUAUAGUCAAAAACCACGAGUGUGUUGGUAAACGCAUCAGGAAUAAAUGAAGCUACUUGUUGAGAGAGAGACACAGUGGUGGAAGAAGUACUCAAAAUCUUGAGCAUUAAACACUUCAAUUCCUGCGUUCUGAUGAAUUUUUCUGCACCAGUUUAUGGUGAUUGAUUUAUUUAUAUAAAGAGAAAAACAAAAUUCAAGUGGCAGCUGAUGAUUCAAAAUCUGUAGCCAUAGAAUAUAAGUCAGUGCAACUCUCAGUCAUUCUGGGCUGCUCUCUUAUUUAACAUCAUCUUUGUGUCUUUGUUUGGGGAAGUAACCUCUUUAAAUGUGACUGUGGCUCUUUUUCACCUUAAUAAUAAAUAAAUAAAUUUUUAUUCAGUGAUAAACUCCUGGACUUUAGUAGCUCCUGUGUUUCAGCACAUUUUCUGCUCAUGUUCAAAACUUACUGCACAUUUAGAGUCUCUCCCACAGAUCUGUGUUCUCUAACAGGUACAGAAUAAAGGCAGAAUAAUGCCAGACUAACGUCAUCAUUUAAUGAGAAGUCUACCUGCCCUUUACUCUGCUGUGCAUUACGUCAUUGAUCCGCUGGUAGUAACGUUUUCCCUUCAGACUGACACAGUUUGGGGUUGCAUUUGAAACCAAAAGUAAAUGAAACACUUCUGAACAGGCAGAAAUCUCAUCACAGAUCCACACACAUCAACUUCCAGUGCAGCUCACAGUCCUAAACAGAGCAUCUAAAAAGGUCUGGACUCACAGUGCGUGCGGGUCCAGCUGAUCACAGCACACGCCGGUGUCAAUCAGCUGGGCGGAGUUGAUUUGCUCCUUGAGUCUUAUUAGUUAUACAUUUGUAUUUCACUGCUUGAGAAAAUGAAUGUGAGUCUCGUCACACCCCUACUAUUAAGCUUUAUCAGAUGCCUUUUUUCGAAUCCUGCUCAACUUCUCACAAAGUUUAUGUGCUCGUCAAUGUCAGUUUUAGACCAAUCGCAGCCUGGGAGGGGCUGAAUAAUAUAAAAACUUCGAGGUGCUAUGCAAACUUUCAAUGUUGAACUCAUUGUUCUGCCUUGAUGGGGUUAUUAUUGACGAGUUAGAAAUUAGCAUUAACACAUUAGAGACCAUUUUCUUGCGCAAAGAUUUAAUAUGUGUACAGUGUGUGUAUUAUCUGUAAUUUGUGUGUAUUAUUUGUGAUGAAGAUGCUCUUUGUACAGUCUGUGAAAACAAAUUUCCUCCACAGAGGACUAUAAAGAAUGAAUCUGAAUCUAAUCAAUAAAAACAAACCACAAAAAU
Micropterus salmoides (largemouth bass) is the source of this 2457-nucleotide messenger RNA. Its product is annotated as zinc finger protein 91-like. The coding region runs from base 204 to 1226 and encodes 340 amino acids. NCBI's taxonomy places the organism in Eukaryota, Metazoa, Chordata, Actinopteri, Centrarchiformes, Centrarchidae. The transcript has 3 exons. Gene Ontology annotation, cellular component: nucleus. The record is from RefSeq and is a predicted model, not a curated record.